UUUCUUUUCUUCAUCUUUUCUUUUCUUUUCUUUACCUUUGCUUUAUUUUCUCUGCACCUAAAAAAUACACUAUUUAUUUUAUUUGUUUAUUUAUUUAUCUACAAUGGCUCCACCACUGCCGCCAAUCCCCGCAGCAACCACAAACAAUGAGAGAAGACCCUCGCCGCUGGACUAUCCGCGCAAAUCCCCGGUUGAUUUUGCAGGGCUGAUUCCCCAAUACCACCGGCCCAUGUGCUUCCCCAACGAGGUCGACCUCUACGAGCCCUCCGUGUCAAUGUCCUCGGCCGAGCAAGCUGCUGCGCGCACAGCCUCCGGCUCGCGCACAUCAAAGGUAACCGCCAAAGUCGACGUGGCCCUGCCCUGCGGCUACUUCAACAUUUGGCGCCCGCUGCACGACAGCUCCACACGACCAGCUGACCGGCUCGCCCACUACCUUCCGUUCAAAUUCACCAGCGGUGACGCCACCGCCGACUCUUCGCAGCCGGGCAUCUGCAAAUGGGACAGUCGCAUUUCGUACAGCUCGGCCGACGACGAGUACUACCAGAACGGCCUUGUCCUGCCAUUCAUUAAGACGUGGUAUAAUGGCACGCUGUACACCAAGAACGUCUUUUGCAAGACCGAGCAUGACUGGGGCAUGGUGUACCUCGCCUCGAACCACGAAAACCAAAACUUGCAGUCUAUGCUUGCCUGGCGCUUCAAUUACGCCGAGUCAAAGAGCAUUAUUGCCCGCUUCCAUGCCGUGCUCAACUUUUCGUUGUUUGCGGAAACUGCGGCCAUCCAGUGGUAUAUUCGCCCGCUCACUCACAAAGAAUUCAGCUUAAUCCCCAUACAUGUGCUGACCGCCGAAGAGGCUCUUGCUUUCCCUGAGGUUCCAAAGCCGCCUGGCGCCAAAGAGAUUACAUCGCCUAUUGAAGCACGCGCUCGCAUCGUCCAGCAGCAUCGUGGGCACCUGUUGGCCUACAGGGAGCCGCCCAAUGAGCUGCACACCUACGCAGUCCACUCUGUCCCGGGAUUUGCUGCCGACCUGUCGCAGUACGUCGAGAACGAGUACGGUUUUGAGAUUUGGGUGCAGUUGUGCCCAGCCACAGAGGGCACCAACAGGUGGCAGAAGGUGCAGAUUGCCCGCCAGCCGCUUUUGCUGGGCGUCGGUGGUCGUACCCGCGAUAACGACGAUGCGCUGGCGCGCUGCGGGCUUGAUUUCCGCAUCAAGCUGCGCGCCGAUAUCGAGGUUCCGCCAGUGUCAGACCCACUCUCGACCGCUCUUCUGCCCCUAGACCAAGGGGGAGUGCAGGUUAAACCUCAAAUGGAUGACCCGCGUACGGCUGACUUUACCAUUAGCGUCAAUGACCCCGAAAAUACAGUUGGUUGUUUGCAGCCGCCGAUUAGGGCGCAUGAACGCGUGCUGGCUGCGGGGAGCGAGUACUUUGCUGCGCUGCUCGCGUCGUCAAUGGCCGAGUCAGCGUCCAAGCAGGUUAUGCUCGACAACAUGGCCUAUGGCGCUGUCCGUGUGGCAAUCAAUUUUUUGUAUACUGGAGAGGUUCCUGACGCUGUCCUACGUGAUCUCGACGACUGGAUUAGCCUGUUGGGUGUCGCCGCCCGUCUUUCGAUCCCAAGGCUCCACCAGAUAUGCCAGCUGCGCAUACUUCAGGCAGCUAUUACCAGCAUACAGGAAAAUAGCUUGGCAUUGUCAAGAGCGGCUCUGAAGAACAACAAUAGCAGCGGCAGCAGCUCUACUGCGAGCAAUGGGAAUUUGGAUGAUCAUUCCCGGUAUUCUUGCGACCCAGCUGAUUUUGUCUCUCGGUGCCAGAUCCCAUGCGAGUUUCCUGACGAGGAGUUCUUCAAUUAUCUGGUGGAUAUUGCCAAUGAGAAUGGCGCGCAGGAGCUGGCUGAUGCGCUGGAUCGUAUUAAGCACUACUAUCCGGUUGCCAUACAGGAGCACAGUAUUAGGACUGGUCCCACUGAGCCCUUCUGUGCGCUCGCUCUGGACACUACUCCCCCGCAUCUUGAUAAUAACCAUCACCCGCACUUGCACAAUGAAUUCCCUGUUGGGUUUGGACCCGAUGAUGAUGGCCAUAGCGAUGACGAUGACAAUGACAAUGACUUUGGUCGUGGUCACUUUGGGCGUGGUCACUUUGGUCGUGGAGGCGAUGCAAUUGGCAUGCAACACAUGUUUAUGCCGGGUCCUCUGAUACAGCAUGAGCACAUUGCAAAUGCCAAUCGCCCGAAUGACAACCAUGUGGUUGAAGAUGAGCCAGGCUGGGUGACCACCAAUGAAGGUGUACCUUUGUUUGGCAGACUCCUCGGCGGGGUUUUUGGCCAUGGGUGGAGAGUCACCAAUACUGACAACAAUAACAAUGGCAACACUGCCAAUGCUGCUCAACACCAGGAUCCGCCUGAGCCACAGCCUGGACCUGUCCCAGAAAUGCCACGCACUGAUGGAGCGGCAACAACUGCGUCCACCAGCACCCCAAGUACUCCACCGGCACCAGCGCCUGGUCCUGCUCCCACACCCACGACCACAGCAGGACCAUCGGCUUCCCAGCCACCGCAUGUGCCCGAACCAUAGCCACAACAGCCAGCAAUACAGGCAUGACUUUGACUCUGGAUUGUACGAUGAUCCCAACUGACACUUACUGCGAUUCAAAAAUCUGUUUUUUUUAUUUUUGCGCGCGAACAGAAACAAGACGCACAAAAAAAACACAUUAACAUAAUGUUAAAAGUGGGGGUGGUGGUAUGU
Messenger RNA from Kickxella alabastrina, 2737 nucleotides. RefSeq lists its product as uncharacterized. Gene Ontology annotation, biological process: glycoprotein catabolic process; proteasome-mediated ubiquitin-dependent protein catabolic process; regulation of proteolysis. Gene Ontology annotation, cellular component: cytoplasm. Gene Ontology annotation, molecular function: ubiquitin protein ligase binding. The transcript has a single exon. The record is from RefSeq and is a predicted model, not a curated record. The coding region runs from base 104 to 2566 and encodes 820 amino acids. Lineage: Eukaryota; Fungi; Kickxellomycota; Kickxellomycetes; Kickxellales; Kickxellaceae.